AUGUCAUUAAAAUUAGUAAAACUUGGUUUCAAAUUUGGAAAUUUAUUAGCACUUACACCUGCCAAGAUAGAACAAAAUGGGCUUGCGUUUCCAUCAAAAAUAUAUGCACUGCUCUGGAUAAUACUAUUCUCUGCAGGAGUGUCAAUUUCUGCUUUUUUCAGAAAAGCUAUCUAUGAAAAAUUAACUCCUGUGAUACUCACCCUUCGAGUAGCUAUAGACACACUUUUGUUUGUUCUUAAUAUUUCUACAAUUAUAAUAACAGCCACGAAGAGACAUCAAUGGAACAGAUUUAUCAAUAUUUUAAAAUUUCUUAAAAAUAGCAAUGAGAAGGGAGAUUUAUUUUGGUUUUUACCUUUUCUUUUAACAAAUGUUGUUUUCGUAGUAAUCUUUACGUACUACACUACUAUUUUUGCUCAAAGAAUGGGUGUCGAUUUCUUUAAAUAUUAUGCAGUGGAAUAUUUUCAAUUUUAUGCUCAGUUUAUUGUUUACUAUUUGAUUUAUGUAUUAUGUAUGAUACUGGACAGAGUCCAAAAUCUAUCAAAAAAUAUCAAGCUUUUGAAGAUUCAACCUAAUCGACUAAAUAAUUUUGCUUUGAAGAGAAUAAAAAUUAUUUUUUUUGAAUUGGAGGAAUGUAUAGAUAUUUUCAACAAUAUCUUUGGCUGGUUAAUCUUAUUAUUGAUUGGAUUUUGUUUUCUCCAACAACUAUCAUAUCUGCACAAUUUUAUCGUCGGGCUACAAAACCCAUUACCAAUUCUUAUAUUUCGAAUAAUGUAUAUUACCUGGCAUAUGGUCGGGACAUUUAUUAGUGUAUUCUUGUGUGAUUUAAUACAACAAAGAGUUAAAAAUAUGCAAAUGGAAGCGCAACAAAUUGCAGCAAAUUGUGCAGAAGGAAAAGAAUAUGAAGAUAUAAAAAUUCUUGAAGAUCCCAUUAAUCACAGUUUUCCUAACUUUACAGCAGCCAGAUUUUUUGAUCUAAAUAGAAAAACGAUUCUUGGUGUAAUUAAUGCUCUGCUUACGUUUUUGAUUGUUGCGAUCCAAUUUGAAAACAUUCAAAUUUGA
This is a messenger RNA of Tribolium madens (black flour beetle), 1059 nucleotides long. RefSeq lists its product as uncharacterized. The coding region runs from base 1 to 1059 and encodes 352 amino acids. Lineage: Eukaryota; Metazoa; Arthropoda; Insecta; Coleoptera; Tenebrionidae. Gene Ontology annotation, cellular component: axon; dendrite; membrane. The record is from RefSeq and is a predicted model, not a curated record. The transcript is spliced from 2 exons. Gene Ontology annotation, biological process: sensory perception of taste.